Messenger RNA from Onychostoma macrolepis, 1669 nucleotides. RefSeq lists its product as uncharacterized. Lineage: Eukaryota; Metazoa; Chordata; Actinopteri; Cypriniformes; Cyprinidae. The record is from RefSeq and is a predicted model, not a curated record. Bases 65 to 1123 code for a protein of 352 amino acids. The transcript has 4 exons.
AUAAUAAUUAUAAUAUGACCGCGUGGUGAACCAUGAACUCAUAUUUAAACACGGUAUUCAUGCUAUGUACACAUGCUGUGUACACAUAUCUAUCCUUACAAGUACAAUUUUGGCUGUAUUAUUUAUGUCCCCUUCAAAAAUUGCUCUUGAGACAUUUUAUGUUUAUUGUCCCCCCCUACUGUCAGAUGAAAUUUACGCCCCUGAAUAUGGGGUAACAUUAUAUAUGCAAGGUGGCAGGAAUAACCCCUUCGUAGUUCCUCCAAGUUUUGAUUGUUGGGCUCCAUGGAUUGGCAUCAACACCAGAAAAUCUGAAAUUGCGUUGAACGCUGAAUUUGGGAAAAUUCAGAAAACUAAGCCAUGUGAUGUUCCUGAUCUUGAUAUAACUGAAGGAAGACUAGGAGAUGAGCUCUUCAAACUGAAGGUUGAAGCCAUACGGAAAUUCUGUGAAGAGUGUAGUUUGGACUCAGAUGGAUCCAAGAUUGACCUUGUGUUGCGGUUAAGAGAGGAGAUGCAAAACCGCUCAUCAUAUGACAAAGCUUUCCAACAAAUCUGGGAUGCUUCUGUCCCUAUUCAGUGUUCCACAAUGGGUAUGUCCACUCUGCAACAUGUGCAACCAAACAAGGCAUGCUGGAAACAGUCACCCAGUACAGACCAGCUGGAGGAGUUGCAGAGAAACCCUGGAAUUUUCUAUUCCAACUACAAAAUGCUGUUUCGCGUGAUCAUCUCCCCACAGAACAUUCAUAAAGUUAGACUUAAUCCUGUUCCAGAUUCUGUUGAUGGCCUCAAGCUUGAACUUAAAAGCAGGCUCCAGCUGAAAGACCCUUUUGACCUUCAAUAUGAAGAUGAAGACUUCCAUGAUUUCUGUAACCUUCCAUGUGUAGCUGAUCUGCCCAAAGACAAGAUGACACUGAAGGUCCUUUUCACCCCCUUUCCAUAUACAUUGUCAGAGUCCAGUGUAGACACUGCAAUUUUAAGGGAAUCGUCAUCUCCAUCAGCGUCUUCACCUAGUAUCCAUUCAGAGCCACCUGCUGCCUCUUCGCAGCCAUGGCCAACCACCUUUCCCAUCCCUGUUUUUACAUAUGAUGUGGAGCUGAGACUAAGACAAGGUAAUAAGGCAUUUUGAAAGGAUGGAAAACUUCUGUCAAUUCCCAGAGACAUGAAGAUUGAAAUUCUUGAGAAACUUGCAGAAAUUAUAUACUCAUACAAAGCCUAUCCUGGGAAUGAAGAGAUCGACAGUGUAGCGGCUGCCUUAAUUGCAAAACACCCCUGUCUCAAAGAGCCAAGCUCCACGUCUGGAUGGUAUGGGUGGAAAAUUAGUUUGAAGUUUAAGAUGGGCAACUACAGACAAAAGCUGAGGGAUGCAGGUUGUCAGGAACUGAAAGUGAAUUCUGAAAAGAGAGAUCUUGGGGAGACGAGGAAAGCAAAACGAAGUUAAGAAACCUAGACGAUGUGAAACCAAUUUUCUUCCAGAUCUACCUCAGGGCAAAGACCGGGAAAGUUUAGAAAAGGAAAGAGAGCAAACAGUCAAAAAACAUAAUGUAAGUCUUUGUUUACAAUAAUGUUUGAUUGUAUUAGCUUCUACAUAAAUAUUAAAUCUCAUUUGUUCUUGCAAGUCUUUUGAUCAAAUGUCAUGACACAAGAACUAAUGAGGUUUGAUGUUGCAUUAUGU